CGCUUUAAUAAUAAGCCGAAUAGUUACAAAUUUCUCUUUAUCGCGUUUCAUUCACUGUGUCUUUCUCUAUAAAUAUUUAUAAAUAUUUAAAAAAGUAUAUAUAAAAAUAUAUAUAUAUAUAUACAUUCAUGGCCUAUAAAAAAAUGAGAACUUAUUUAGCCUAGUGUUCUUAGCCGAUUAAAUAAUAAUAAUAAUUUAUUAUUAUUAUUAUUAUUGUUAUUAUACUGUAUAUUGUGCUCAACUCGUGCUGUGCUUUUUAUACCGUGCCCUCGUGAUUCAUUGCGAGUGUGUUUAGUGCUUAGUGAUAACGAUUCGUAUAUAGUUGUUUUGCGUAGCCCAAGUGUCUGGGCCUCUUGAAAUCCUGAGAUGCCUGUUAGAAGAGGUCACGUGGCACCCAGGACAACUAUUAUUGAAACCAUCAUUAGAAAAUUUGACACUCAUGAUCGAAGCUUUUUGGUAGCCAACGCUCAACACGGACUAUGUCACAUAAUAUAUUGCUCAGACGGGUUCUGCCGUUUAACGGGGUUCUCGAGAGCAGAAGUCAUGCAGAGGCCAGCGGUUUGCGAAUUUCUCCAUGGACCAAUGACGUCACCACAUGCAGUAGCUGCACUUCGAGACGCACUUUUGGCAGGAGACGAAAAACAUUUCGAAAUUCUUUACUACAGAAAAGACGGAACAAAAUUUCUCUGCAGCGAAGUGAUAGCCCUUAUAAGAAGCGAAGUAGACGACAUACGUCUUCAAAUUAUAAACUUCGAAGACUUGAGCGCACAACCACCGCCUCAACCUACUAUUCCACCACCAAAUCAAACCAACAACAGACUCGUUACACGCUUCGAUAGGGCCAGGGCAUCAUUUCGAGCUGGACUCUCAAGGACAGGCGUCGUUGGACCAUCACGUGUUAGAAGCCGACCAAAGCCAAGUUCAAAUCUUCCACAUCGACUUGCGGAUGGAACAAUUCUUGAUGAGGACGCUUCUGAAAAUUGCCCUUUAACAUGUGGUUCUCCGACAAUGAUGGAAUCAUGGGGUCCAGGAAGAACGGGGACCCCUCCACUUUCACUGCCAGCACCGCACAUGAUUGGCACAAUUGGCAGCAGUUCCGGUGCCACUCCCAGUCUUCCCAUUCCUGGAAAGACGGCACCUAUUGCAAGUCCCGAAGGAGUGAGCGAUAUGUCACAAAAAUCCGGAAUCUGGGAAGGACCACCACCAUCAUCAUCAGCGGAACAAGGACCCUCGCGGAGUGUUUCACAUGCGGCAAGUUUAGAUGCAAUUUCGAGGCGAGCUGUCAAAACGGAAACAACGAGGGUUCCAUGUCGUAGUCUCACCUGUAGUGUUUUAGCGGGCCGAGGGAGCGAACAAAUCACCCUCGAACGAAGGCCAGCGACUGUUGAUAAUCUCACCGAAGCUGCAAAACAUUCGAAAAUAUUUCCUGGUGUUGCAUCGGAAAGUGAUUUACAAAAAUGGCGAACUUCCAGAGAUCGAAAAUCACCAUCACUCAGUCAAAUGGGUCCUGAAUCAUUAAAACAUAAAUACUCAUUACAAGACAAUGGUUCGGCGAAAUAUUUUCAAGGUGCCAUGCAUACACCAAAUAUGGGAGAAAAAGUUGCACAAGUUCUGUCUCUUGGUGCUGAUGUUCUUCCCGAUUAUAAACUUCAAUCGCCAAGAAUACACAAAUGGACAGUAUUACAUUAUUCACCAUUUAAAGCCGUUUGGGAUUGGAUUAUUCUUCUCCUUGUUAUGUACACUGCAAUUUUUACACCUUACGUUGCUGCUUUUUUACUCGCUGAAUCCGAUUACAGUAAAGUUAAAUCGAAAAAAUAUGGAGAGGAUCCAAUUGUCAUUAUUGAUCUCAUAGUCGACGUCACAUUCAUCGUGGACAUUCUUAUAAAUUUUCGUACAACAUUCGUUAACAGUAACGAUGAAGUUGUUUCCCAUCCUGGAAAAAUAGCCGUCCAUUAUUUGAAAGGUUGGUUUGUCAUCGAUCUUGUUGCUGCAAUACCAUUCGAUCUUCUACUUUUUGGCUCCGACACUGAUGAGCUCGGCUUGGACAAGGAUGAGACAACAACGUUGAUUGGACUUCUGAAAACAGCUCGACUUUUAAGAUUAGUCAGGGUUGCAAGAAAAAUCGAUAGAUAUAGCGAAUAUGGAGCCGCUGUCCUGCUUUUGUUAAUGGCCACUUUUGCCCUCAUCGCUCAUUGGAUGGCCUGCAUUUGGUAUGCAAUUGGCAAUGCUGAGAGACCGUCUUUAAAAAGCAAAGUUGGCUGGUUGGAUAUUUUAGCAAAUGACACACAUCAAUUUUAUAAUCAUAAUAACACUGGUGGUCCCAGUAUAAAAAGUCGUUACAUUACCGCCUUGUAUUUCACAUUCAGUAGUUUAACAUCUGUGGGUUUUGGAAAUGUUGCACCAAAUACGGAUGCGGAAAAAAUUUUCACCAUUAUCGUCAUGUUAAUAGGAUCUCUAAUGUACGCGAGUAUUUUUGGAAAUGUUUCGGCAAUUAUUCAAAGGCUCUAUAGUGGUACAGCACGUUAUCAUACACAAAUGCUUAGAGUUCGUGAAUUUAUUAGAUUUCAUCAAAUUCCAAAUCCACUUCGUCAACGUCUUGAGGAAUAUUUCCAACAUGCGUGGACAUAUACAAAUGGAAUCGACAUGAAUAGUGUUUUAAAAGGAUUUCCCGAGUGCCUUCAGGCUGACAUCUGCCUUCAUCUAAAUAGAAAUUUGCUGAAUAAUUGUAAAGCCUUUGAGGGAGCAAGUCCAGGAUGUUUAAGAGCUCUGUCAUUGAAAUUUAAAACAACGCACGCACCACCCGGCGAUACAUUAGUACAUCGUGGUGAUGUAUUGACGUCACUUUAUUUUAUAUCGCGUGGAAGUAUUGAAAUACUUAAGGAUGAUAUUGUAAUGGCAAUAUUAAGUAAGGACGAUAUUUUUGGAGAGAAUCCUUGCCUUUAUACAACCGUUGGCAAAUCAUCAUGUAAUGUUAGAGCGCUUACUUAUUGUGAUUUACAUAAAAUUCACAGGGACGAUCUUCUUGAUGUUCUUGCACUUUAUCCUGAAUUUUCCAGUUAUUUCAGUCGUAAUCUUGAAAUUACAUUCAAUAUGAGAGACGAGGAACAAGCAGGUGUCGAUCCAAUAUCAGCGAGAUUUCCCGUUAGUACUCCAACUGACGUUGAAUUCGAUGCCAGAAGAUUUGCCUUCCGUCCACCGAGAUAUCGUCGAGGACCUGGUGUUCCUGGUACAAAUCUUAUUCCAACAGGUCGUCAGGAUUCUCUAAACGAGGACCAAGAUGAUUACGAUAAGGGCAGUAGCGGUCAUGGAAUUUUGGAAUUUAAUACCGACAAAGCAGGCCAGGAUGUGACACCCUUAAAUCUUGAAUUUGAUGAGCCAAAGCAAAGAAGUUCAACCUUCAAUUCAAUAACUGGCAUGCUAACCCAUCUCAAGCGCAGCAUUCCGGAUCUUCGACAGCACAAGAUUCAUCUACAGCCGUUGACAAGUCACGAUUAUUUGGCAAAACAGAUGACGACACCAUUGACAAAACCAACGAGAAGAAGUUCUGCGGCUGGUGAAAGUUCUUUGAGUCACAAUAUUACUCAUCCGGCAUCAACAACUUCUAGUCAUUAUACGACACCUUCUCCACCUCAACCUAGUGGAGAUUUUCAGAGUGGUCCAGGACGACCACUUGACGAAGUGAACGCGCGAAUAGAUCAAUUAUCGCGGCAAGUGACGUCAUUGGAGCAUUCAAUGGCAGGUGAUAUUAGACUAAUUCUCGCAUUACUUCAACAAACUUUAAAUUCCUCGAGGGAGAGUUCGAGUAUUGAAAUGAUGCCAGGAACAGCACCCGCUGGUACAACGAGACCAAGUGGAAGAGCACCGGCUCUUGUUCAACGUUCAGCGAGCGAACCACAACCACAAACUGUUCCACCUUCGACAAGUGGCAAUAAUGGAAAUGGAAAAUUACAGCCCAGCACAUCACACAGUCUCUUUAGCUUUCUUUCGAAAUCCCUGGAUCAGUUGCAUUUGAUUUCGGCGUCUUUUAUUUUGGAUGGUUUCGACAAACUCCGAAGGCCGAGAGAACCGGCUUCGACAUCAUCGGGAACAUCACGUUUGACAGUAACGUCGGAUACAUCGGCAUUGGCUGCUGCAUUGCAAACGGCAUUAAAUGGUAGAGCUGCGCCCACAAGAUCACAAAGUCAACCUGUUGAUCUUGCUGUUCCGUCUAAUGUUCAACAACCACACGCGUGGCACAGUCAACCGGCUGCUUUUCGACGAGGCGAAUUUAAAAGCGGAUACAGUUCAUUUAAUAAACGUUCCGAACCAGAAGGCGACGAUCCUUGGAGUUGUAUUGUUCCAAUUCUCGAUCGAGGAACAACAAUUCAACGACCACGAAGUAGUGAUUCGCGAAAAGAUUCUUCAUUAACAUUGCGAAGCGCCAGCGAAGUUCAACAACAACAACAACAGCAACAAAGAACCGACAGAAUUCCACCCGAGGGUUCACAACAACCUUCUCAACCUUCUCAACCUCCUCAACGUCAAGAAUCAUCAAGGCAAACAAGUGAGGACAUGUCCUGGGAAUUCACCAUUAAUGAGGCUCCAAUAGCAAGAUUGGAAUCACUCGAUGAAUUAGAUCAGGAUCAUGGAAGUUAAGGAGAGGAAAAAAAAAAAUAUAUUCCCAUAGGUAUUGAAAUUUUUUUUUUUUUUUUUUUAUUUAUUAUUAUUAUUUUUCCCCUCGAAAUCCUCUUCUUAUAUAGAAAAAAAAAAACAGACAAAUACUGCCUUGAGAGACGUAGGUAGUAGGUUUAAAAAAAAAAAAAAAAAUCAGCGCCGUAGUCGCACGGACAAAAUUUGGCUGUGGUUUAGAAAAAGAAAAAAAUAAAUAACGCCUUGGCGGGCUUCCUGAAUAUAUAUAUAUAUAUAUAUAUAUAUAUAUAUAUUUCCGCGUGCGAAGUCGCGGAUUAAUUAUUAUUAUUAUUAUUAUUAAAAAUAAAUUUUAUUUAACCUCUUUGCUUUGAAUCGAAUUAUUUUUCUCUUUCAUUGAAAGGAAAUUUAUUCUUCGGUAUAGAAAUAUUAAAAAAAAAAAGUAAUUUGAAUUAUUUUUGGUUUUUAAUUUUGAAAAAAAAAAAUUGUAUAUUAUUCGAUUAAGCGAAAAGAGGUUAAAAAAAAAAGUGAUGAGAUUUAAAAAAAAAAAUACACACACACACACACGAGGGUAAUAUUUCGUAAAUAAUAAAUUUCAUAGAGAUAUAUAAAAAUUAAUUACGAAUCUUUAAUAUUUACGAACUAAUUUUUCUUUUUUCUUUUUUUUUUUUUUUUUAACGCUAAUAUUUCGAAUGUCAUUCGUGUAUUUUCCUUGUUCUAUUUUUUAUUACACAAUUUUUCUCUGCCUUUUAUUUAUUUAUUUAUUUAUUUAUUUGGAACAUAAUUGUUUUUAAAACAAAAAAAAAACAGUUUUUUCUUUACAAAAAAAAAGAAAAAUAUUUCCUUUAAAAAAAAUUAAAUUAAAUUAAAAUUUAUUUUUUUUUUUAAAGAAAAAAGAUUUUUAAGAAACAAUUUUUCUUUAAAAACAGAAAAAAAAAAUUAAAAAUUACGAUUUUCUUUAAAAUAGGUAGAAAUUUUCUUUUUAUGAAAAAAAUAUAUUUUCUUUUCAAAAAAGUGACAUUUUUCUUUAGAAAUAAUUUUCUUGAAUUUUGUUUUUUUUUUAUAUUUACAGAAAAUUUUUGCUUAUUUAUUAAUGAAAUCCAAAAAUUGAGGCAUCAGGGAAAAAUUAAGAAACAACAACAAAAAAAAAAAAGAAAAUGUUUCAGUAAAGAUUUAAACGAAAAAAAAAUUACAUCGAAUAUUUUUUUAAAUUAUAACGAUUCGUUAAGAAAAAAAAUAAAUAAAAGGGUUUCACUCUACGUCCAAACGCCUCAAAUUUUUCGAAUUUCAAUUUUUUUUUUUUUUUUUUUAAAUAAUUAAUUAAAUUAAAGGAAAUUGGAAAUUUUUUCUAUUUUCUUAAAAAAAAAAAACCAUUAACGAGUGAUAAAUUAAAAAAAUUUAUAUAAAUUAAUUUCAUGAAUAUAAAUAAUUUAAUUAAUUAACUAAAUAUAAUUAAGUAAUCGAAUUAAAUAAUUAAUUUAGUUAAUUAAUUAAAUAAUCGAUUUAUCUAAUUAAUUUUUUCUUUUUUUUGCAAACAUAUUUCUAACGUCGAAUUUUCUUUUUUUUUUUUUUUUUAGAGAGAAAAAUAACGAAAUGCGACAUUCGAUAUUUCUUAAUAAAAUGACAAAAAAAUGAAACAUGAUUAUUAUAUUAUAAUUAAAUAUAAUAGUAAAUUGAGAAGUAAAAAACAAAAAAAAAAGAAAAUGGAGAAGAAGCUAAAAAAAUGGCUUUUGUAAUUACAUAUAUAUAUAUAAUAGCGAAUUUCUAAUUCACUCUUUAAUAUAAUAAUUAGAACACGCAGCACGUGACGCACGGAGAGAUAAUUCCAUCUUUUUUCUUUUUUGAUAAAAAAAAAUAAAUAAAUAACUGCCAACUUAAAAAAAAAAAAAAAACAUUUUU
This is a messenger RNA of Leptopilina boulardi, 6525 nucleotides long. It is a transcript of the gene sei, whose product is annotated as potassium voltage-gated channel subfamily H member 2. Gene Ontology annotation, biological process: membrane repolarization during action potential; potassium ion transmembrane transport. NCBI's taxonomy places the organism in Eukaryota, Metazoa, Arthropoda, Insecta, Hymenoptera, Figitidae. Gene Ontology annotation, cellular component: membrane. The transcript is spliced from 25 exons. Gene Ontology annotation, molecular function: inward rectifier potassium channel activity. The record is from RefSeq and is a predicted model, not a curated record. Bases 367 to 4635 code for a protein of 1422 amino acids.